This is a messenger RNA of Suillus plorans, 493 nucleotides long. Its product is annotated as NDUFA2, NADH ubiquinone oxidoreductase 10.5kD subunit. Bases 155 to 439 code for a protein of 94 amino acids. The record is from RefSeq and is a predicted model, not a curated record. The transcript has 3 exons. NCBI's taxonomy places the organism in Eukaryota, Fungi, Basidiomycota, Agaricomycetes, Boletales, Suillaceae.
ACAAGAUAUAAUUCUCAUGCCAGCAGCCACGCCUGUUUAGAUUAUUAUGUAAGCACCCGUUCCACGAACCGACCCGACGCGGCAUCGAGAAAGCGUUGCAGAAACGUUGUUUGCCUCCAUAUUGGCUGUGACUUGAUCUCGUUUAAUUCCUGCCAUGUCCGCGUUUGCAAAAACAUUGUCUCCCGCUCUCCGCGAAAUCCGCAUCUUUUGCUGCCAGUCAAGCCAAGCUUCGGCGGGCACCCGGCAAUUUAUCUUGUCCACAUACCCAGUCAUCAAGAAACAUAACCCAGACCUCCCCGUUAUGAUACGGGAGGCAAACGGCACACCUGCGCGGAUGUUUGCACGUUUUGAACGUGGAGUUGAGAAACACGUUGAGCUGGACGAUCUCUCAUCAUCAGAUGUGGCUGCUAGUGUUGCACGGAUAUUGAGCACCUCAUAGUCACUAUGGUUUAACCGCCCCAGCGUUGUAUUCAAUUCAAACAUUUUCCUUGCC